This is a messenger RNA of Hyaloscypha bicolor E, 1276 nucleotides long. RefSeq lists its product as uncharacterized. NCBI's taxonomy places the organism in Eukaryota, Fungi, Ascomycota, Leotiomycetes, Helotiales, Hyaloscyphaceae. The record is from RefSeq and is a predicted model, not a curated record. The coding region runs from base 124 to 954 and encodes 276 amino acids. The transcript is spliced from 3 exons.
GAGUGGCCAGGCCAGGAAUCCAUCCAAUGUCUGGUUCGCAAGUCUGGCGGUCUCUUCAUUUGGGCUGCAACUGCCUGUUGAUUUAUCCGCGAAGGUAAAGGACGCGCCGCAGAACGACUAGGCAUGAUCGAGGGCGGCGGCUCCUCUGUUAAAGGACCUGAACAGAAACUGAACGAGAUAUACAUCACCGUCCUCGAGAACUCUGUUGGCCAUGACUACGAUGAUGAAGAGAGAGAGGAUUCGUACGAAAUGCUGAGAAAAGUUCUUGGAAGUAUCGUUAUUCUCUUUGCGCCCCUCUCUACCCAAUCUUUGACCAGGUUGCUCGAUAUCCCAAAAAUAAAAGUCGACCAGACGUUGGAAGAUCUACAUGCCAUCCUGGAUAUCCCAAAGCUGCAAAAUCGCCUGAUCCGUCUCCAUCAUCCUUCAUUUCCUGACUUCCUUCUCGACAAAGACAGGUGCGGUAAUCACUUCUGGGUAAAUGGGAAGCAAGCACACGAAGCUUUAGCCAUGAGCUGUAUACAGCUUAUGUCAACUUCUCCGAAGCAAGACAUCUGUGGCUUAGACGCUCCCGGCGUGCCUGUAACCGACGUUGCAAACAGUCGAGUGGAGCAGUGUCUUCCUUCUGAGCUUCAGUAUAUAUGUCUCCACUGGAUUCAGCAUCUCCAGAAGAGCAUACAUCGGUUCUUGCAGAAGCAUCUUCUUCACUGGUUUGAGGCCCUGGGAUGGAUAGGGAAGGUCUCUAAAGCGAUUUAUGCCAUUGCUUCCUUAGAGUCUAUUACAAUGGCUUGUAACUAUCCACAAGUAACUAAAUUUGUCCAUAAUGCAAAGCGAUUCGUCCUCUAUAAUAGGUCAGUAAUCGAGCAAGCUCCCUUUCAGGUAUACUCGAGCGCACUCGUAUUUGCGCCGCUAAUGAGCAUAGUGAGAAAGCAGUUCAAAGACAGCGUACCUCAAUAGAUACGAAGAUUACCAAAGGUUGAGAAUAAUUGGAAUGCAUUAUUACAAACGCUCGAAGGCCAUUUAAGUCCUAUUGACGCCAUAGCCUUCUCGCCGGACGGCAAGCUACUAGCGUCGGUAUCGGGCGACGAGCCAUUGUCGCAAUUAUACGGCAGCACUAUUAAGCUGUGGGAUGCCGGCUCGGGAGAGGUUCUACUGACGCUCAAGGGCCAUCACGUUAAGCUGUGGGGCGGUAUGGAAAAUAUUCUUUGGCUUCCUUCUGAGCAUCGAGCAAACUAUAUCGCUGUUUACGGGAACAUUAUUGGUUUUUGUUAUCCGUCUG